Molecule: messenger RNA, 3295 nt
Organism: Hermetia illucens (black soldier fly)
Lineage: Eukaryota; Metazoa; Arthropoda; Insecta; Diptera; Stratiomyidae
Gene: Esyt2
Product: extended synaptotagmin-2
Exons: 11
Coding region: 689-3130 (813 amino acids)
Biological process (GO): lipid transport
Molecular function (GO): lipid binding
Source: RefSeq, a predicted model, not a curated record
CUUUUUACACGGUACUCGGAUUAUAUGUUUAGCGCUCUAUUUACAGUAUUUGUAAGUAAAAUAUAUACAUCUGUCCGGUGUGCUUUAGUCUCCGCGAAAGUAAUCAUGUUUACAAUCGACCUCUCUUGAGUACGACUGGCGCUUUGGAAAACAUUCAAGACUACACCCCACAGCAUCGACAGAUUGGCUAUUUUUAUACUGAAUGAUGUAAUCGGGAGGGAAUGGAUCUCUGUGAGAGUAAUAAUGACAAAAAAGCUCCAUCGAGCUCAGAACAGCUAGACAUGGUGGAUAUUAGUUAAAACCUGUUGUACCCAUAGAACAUGCUAAUCAAACUUUCUUGAUGUCUUCGAGCAAAAGUGUAGAACGCAAUUCGCUUGAAAUAAUAAAAUCGAACAGUAAGUGCAAUAACUCACAGUGAACGUUAUAUACAUGCUAGAAAACAAUUAUAUUCAGUUGAUAUCCGUAUGUCUGUGGAAUAAAAGUGUUAUGAGUUUUGGUAGCGGGUAGAGGAACCUUCACUUCCCAGCUGGUGGUUCGCCUUCAUAGAAUCUCACAGAAUAUUAAAAAAACACAUGUGUAUAUACAUAAAGAUACACCAUAUAACAAGUGUGUUUUGUUGGACAACAAAUUUUAGCUCAAAUAAUCACUGAUAAGUCGAAAACAUUAGUCGCAUCUCGCACAUUAGAAAAUGAGUGAAGAAAAUACUAAUUUGCGGGGAAGCCAAGACGUUGAGGAACUACCUACGGACAUCUUAGAUAUGGCUGCAGCAAGCAAGUUGUCAGAAAAGGAUACGGAGGAAAUUGACGUUAAAAGAUCGAAAGAUGACAAACUUUUCUCUAUUCUCUACACAAUAGCCAAAAAAGUAGCAAUCUUUGGGAGCAUAUAUCUAAUUGGGUAUAUGGGGUGGUCGGUGGCAUGGCUGAUUGGACCAAUUGUUUUUGCGGUUGUUCGGGAUCAGGCUAAAGCAAGUACAUCGAGAAGGCGUGACAUAGCAAAAGCAUGUGCAACGGCUAAUGAAAAAGAUGUUAUUAUAGCGAAAAUUGAUGAGUUGCCAGCUUGGGUAUAUUUUCCUGAUGUAGAGAGAUGUGAAUGGGUGAAUAAAAUUUUAAAACAAGUCUGGCCCAACGCAAAUCAUUUUGCUCGUCAGCUAGUUAAGAAGACCAUUGAACCAAAUAUAGCCCAGGCUUUGGCUAAAUAUAAGCUUAACGGUUUUAAAUUUGAUCGAAUUAUACUUGGAACAAUUCCACCUCGCAUUGGAGGAGUGAAAAUAUAUGACAAGAAUGUCUCAAGAAAUGAAAUUAUCAUGGAUCUAGAUUUAUUCUAUGCUAGCGAUUGUGAUGUCAAUUUCGCGCUGGCUGGCAUGAAAGGAGGAAUUAAAGAUUUUCAAAUUCACGGAACUGUUCGCGUUGUUAUGAAACCAUUAAUUCGUCAAAUGCCGUUGGUUGGAGGUCUCCAAAUUUUCUUCUUGAAUAAUCCAAGGGUGGAUUUUAAUCUAGUGGGGGUCAUCGAUUUACUGGAUAUGCCUGGACUGAGUGAUAUUUUGAAAAGAGUCGUCAUUGAGCAAAUUGGCAACAUAAUGGUAUUGCCAAAUAAACUACCAAUUACAUUAAAUGAUACAGUUUCUCCAAUCGAAGUUAAAAUGCCUGAACCGGAAGGAGUACUUCGAAUUCAUGUAGUCGAGGCUAAAGAUCUUAUGAAAAAAGAUAUUGGAGUUUUAGGCAAAGGAAAGUCGGAUCCGUAUACAAUUAUUACCGUUGGUUCACAGGAGUUCCGCACACAAACGAUUGAUAACACUGUCAAUCCAAAAUGGGAUUAUUGGUGCGAGGCAGAGGUGGACGAACCGCUUGGCCAGGUGAUCUAUUUUGAUCUUUGGGAUUGGGAUCCAGGAUUUGGCACGCGAAAUGAUGAAGCACUUGGAAGAGUUUCGAUUGAGAUAAGCAACGUGGUGAAACAAGGAAUACUAGACUCUUGGAUAGUUUUGGAGAAUGCUCGCCAUGGAAUGCUUCAUAUUCGCUUAAUAUGGAUGUCACUAAGUUCGGUUUAUGACGACCUGAAACUCGCCUUCCGUGAAUUGGAAAUAUUAGGCACCACAACACUGAACACCGCUAUUUUAUCAGUAUUCAUUGAUUCAGCAAAAAAUUUACCUAAAGCACGAAUGCAAUCUAAUCCAGAUCCAUAUGCUAUUCUUAGUGUUGGUACAAGGCAGGAGCAAACAGGGGUGCAAAUGCGCACGGAUUCGCCUAUUUGGGAGCAAGGGUUUUCCUUCCUGGUUCCUAAUCCAGAUAAUGCAACUUUACAGUUGCGAAUAGUUGAUCAGAAAACCGGACGAGAUUUGGGUCGACAUAUGUUCGUUUUGAAUACAUUACUUACCGCAAAAGAUAUGGUCUACGACUCGCAACCAUACCGAUUGCAACAAUCAGGAGCAGAUACUAAGGUUGUUAUGGCGCUCGCCCUAAGAAUUUUAAGACGAAGUGAACCAAAGGAAUUGGAUAUAGAUGAUUCUAUUCAAACUGGAUCUCAAUUAUUAAGACUUGAUUCAUCAAAAUCGAAAGAAACUUCAGAGGAAUUUGGAGAAACAACGUCGCUUGAGGGAGAAUCUGAGAUGGUCGUAGAAAACAUGGAGUUGAAAUCUACUAGUUCAGUAAACUCAUCAAAUCCAUUGAGUACUGCGCACAGUAAUCUUGUCCAUAGAGUGCCUAGUGAAACGAAUUCGGCUGGUGAAGCAGGGCUUGGUCGCAUUCUUUUGUCUAUACGCUACAAUAUCCAACGCCAGAAAUUGAAUGUUAUUGUUCAUAAAAUCAUGAAUAUUCCACUCAAAGAUCCAGCGAAUAUUCCUGACCCUUAUGUGAAACUCUAUUUGCUGCCAUCUCGAGCUAAAGAAACUAAACGGAAAACCGUUGUUAUCAAAGACAAUUGCAAUCCAAUUUAUGACGCAAAUUUCGAUUAUAUCAUUUCUUCUAGUGAACUAGAUAUGACUGAGCUUGAAGUCACAGUUGCCUCACAGAAAGGGUUCUUAUAUGGUGGAAGUCCUGUGAUAGGAAUGUUAGUGCUACCUCUUACGGAUCCAAACAUUUCAACUCAAGGCAUAUCUUCAUGGUACGACCUUCAACCAGAAACUAAAUAUGAUUAAAUUAAAUAACUUUGUAAUCCCUAUUGAUGAUUUUGUCUACAAAAUAGGGGAAAUUUUGAAAAAUCUCAAACAUGUUAAACGCUUUUUCGCAAAUUUCAUGUCACCAUUUUAUUCUCUGAGAAUUCAUAACUUGAUAUUUGUUUUAAUAAAAAUAUCUUUCCAAAG